This is a messenger RNA of Didymodactylos carnosus, 609 nucleotides long. Lineage: Eukaryota; Metazoa; Rotifera; Eurotatoria; Philodinida; Philodinidae. The record is from the annotation of a GenBank genome assembly.
AUGUAUUUUGCUACAUUAAAUAUCUCGUCUAACGACAACAAUGAUCAAAACAUUCAAUUUUUUGAUUUUAAUCAAUUUUUUGAUCAUUUAAAUCAGUGUUUACUCCAACCGUUUCUCUUCGACAACACAUUGUUUGUUCAAAAUUUCAUUACAAGACAUUCUUGCUAUGCCGAUCAACAUGGAAAACCUUUGCGAAAUAUCGCAUUAUUACAACCUGAAACGGAUCUCAUCAAAAUCAGUGAAUAUUUGUAUCCGAGAUUUCUUCUCGGCACAAAACUACAUACAACAAUUCGACGAAAACUACAACAAAUUCAAAAACGGCAUGAACAAGAAGAAGAUUUAUUAGUCAAUGAACUCAGCGAUGAUGAAAGUAGAAAAAUACUAGAUGAAGUAGAACUAAGUGAGAAAAAUUAUAUUUUACAACAGAUACGGAAUGGAUUAUGUUCAGAAUCAGAUUUAAAACAUUUGAUGAUAGUCAAUGAUGUGUUUGAUUUGAAUGAAAUAUUAAUUUUUGCUCAACAACAAAAAAAAGUUAUCUGUCCCUAUUAUCCAGCACCCGAUUUCUUUGAUUAUUGUCAAAAAUUUCAUCUUAAAGGCCUAUCCACAUAA